Symsagittifera roscoffensis is the source of this 1265-nucleotide messenger RNA. Its product is annotated as anionic trypsin-like. The record is from RefSeq and is a predicted model, not a curated record. Gene Ontology annotation, biological process: proteolysis. Bases 75 to 926 code for a protein of 283 amino acids. Gene Ontology annotation, molecular function: serine-type endopeptidase activity. NCBI's taxonomy places the organism in Eukaryota, Metazoa, Xenacoelomorpha, Acoela, Convolutidae. The transcript is spliced from 5 exons.
GUUGUUCGGUUAAAUAGCCUGAGUAGAAAGGUCGUUGUUGGCUUAACUUUAUUAAUAGUUUGAUUGAUAUAAAAAUGAGGCCUGUAAUUUACUUCAAAAGAACCAAUUUAAUGAUUUUCCAUUUCACAUUAACUUUUUUGAUGCUUUUUUCUUACUCAACUCAUGGAAAAGUAUCGAAUUCUGGUGAUGGAAAAACGGAAAAACUAAGUUAUAAACCAAUAUCGACAAUUGUGAAUGGAUUGGAUAGCAAACCUAGAUUGUUCUAUGUGCGUGUGGCGACUGCGGUGGAUUUGACUUGUGGCGGGGCAAUAAUCGACCCCCUGUGGGUCAUAACUGCUGCCAGAUGUGUAUUUGAAGGCAACGCUUCCAGGGUGCUGAUUGAGUCUGGUGAAUUCACUCCUCCGAAACAAAGUAACAAAUUCUUCGUUGGAGUAGAGCAAAUAAUAUUUGCACCCAACUUCGAUCUUCUCUCGGAUCAAGAUGACGUAGCUCUUCUGAAACUGAGAAGCAGUCGAGUCCUUCACAAACUAUCCCGUUCCAUUCGACUGUGCAGAGCCGAGAAACCCGAAGAUACUAAAUUCGGUGCAUGCGGCAUGGGAGUAAGUCUGACUGGCGAUACCCGUCAUCUGCAGGAGAUGGUGUUUUGGGACCCCCUAGUGAACGACGGCCAGAGUGAAACUUGUAACCCAUACAACAUCUGUGUAGACACCUUGGCUGGGUCUAGUAUAUGUGUCUAUGAUCAGGGCGACCCCCUCUACGCUUUCGAUUGUGCCAACGAAGAACCUGAAUGUCUUUUUGGUGUAGCUUCCUACUGGAACAGAUCGCCCGAGGAUCCCGAUGAAAUUUUUGGAUGUGGGGGAGAAAGUGUCUUCACCCGGCUGAGUCACCUGACUUCGUGGAUCGAAAGGACAAUCAGACUCUACUGAGAAAUACGCACGAAAGAUUUAAAAAAAGAUAUAUGAUUAGGUGAAUUGUACUAAGAAAAAAACAUAAUUACCAAUUAAUACAAAUGAUUUGAAGGACGAAUAAUUGUUAUGGUAAUUCAACUGAAGUUUAUUCGAAUUCCUUUUCAGUUGAACCCAAUUCAGGUUCGCUGAAAAAAAAUAACCGUUGCCCUGUUUUGCACUAUUAAGUCUAUUUAUCCAUCCAUACUAUAUUUAAUUGCUUAUUGCAUGUAUGCAUGGUCUGUUGCUUUUGUUUCAGACUUUUCUAUCCAGACAUACAUUAUCUUACUAUGAAAAGUGUAUGAUUUCCAUUUUAUUUCU